GGCGACCCCUGGCUCGGCUCCGGAAGGUGCCCCCGUUGACGCCGCCCUGAGCCCUGCCCUCUCUUGCAGCGCGUCCGCCAUGGUGCUCAAGGCCUUCUUCCCCACGUGCUGCGCCUCGGCGGACAGCGGCCUGCUGCUGGGCCGCUGGGUGCCGGCGCAGAGCAGUGCGGUGGUGCUGGCGGUGGCGCACUUCCCGCUGGUGCCCGUCCAGCUCAAGGAGCUGCUGGCCGAAGUGCAGCGGGCCGGCCAGGUGGGCGUGGCUGUGCUGGGCACCUGGUGCCACCGCCGGCAGGGCCCGGGAGAGAGCCUGGGCCCCUUCCUGGAGGGCCUGGGCACCAUCUUCCCGCACGAGCCCUGGCUGCAGCUGUGCCGGGAGCCGGGCAGCCAGCGCUGGGGCUGCAAGGCCAGCGGCUGGCGGGGCCCCGCUGCCCCCAGCGGCCCCCAGGUCAUGCUGGUCUUCUACGACCAGCGCAAGGUGCUGCUGACCCGGCUCCACCCGCCCGCUGCCCUGCCCGACCACCAGGCCGGCGCCGCCUCGGCCCACGCGGGGGCCCUGGCCACCGUCUUCGACACCGUGGCCCGCGGCGAGGUGCUCUUCCGCUGCGACCGCUUCACCGAGGGCCCCGUGCGGCUGAGCCACUGGCAGUCCGAGGGCGUGGAGGCCAGCAUCCUCGCGGAGCUGGCCAGGCGGGCCUCGGGGCCCGUCUGUCUGCUGCUCACCGGCCUGCUGUCCCUCGUGUCCGCCGCCAGUGCCUGCCGCGUGUUCCGGGUGUGGCCACUGUCGUUCGUCUGGAGCAAGCUGUCCACCUGCGAGCAGCUGGGGCACCGGCUGGAGCACCUGAGGCUGGUCUUCAGCACCCGGCGCGCCGAGGACCCGGCCCAGCGGAUGAGGAAGGCCAACGCGCUCGUCUCGGUGCUGCUGGACGUGGCCCUGGGCCUGGCACUGCUGUCCUGGCUGCACGAGAAGGACCGCCUGGGGCGGCUGGCCGAUGCCCUCGUGCCCACGGCCGAUGUGAGCAGGGGCCUGGCUGGACACCGGCUCCCAGGGGUGGGGUGCAGACCUCGGGCGCAGCCCCGGGAGGGGCGGGGCCAGCCUGAGCGCGCCCUCCGCAGGCUGUACCACCUGAAGGUCUGCGGUCUGUCCUCUCUGUGGCGCCUGUUCCGAGGGAAAAAGUGGAACGUGCUUCGCCAGCGGGUUGACUCCUGCUCGUAUGACCUGGACCAGCUGUUCAUCGGGACGCUGCUCUUCACCAUCCUGCUCUUCCUGCUGCCCACCACGGCCCUGUACUACCUGGUGUUCACCCUGCUCCGGCUCCUGGUGGUCGUGGCGCAGGGCCUGACGCACCUGCUCGUGGACCUGGUCAACUCCCUGCCGCUGUACUCGCUCGGCCUCCGGCUCUGCCGGCCCUACCGGCUGGCAGCUGGCGUGAAGUUCCGCGUCCUGGCCCACGAGGCCGGCAGGCCCCUCCGGCUCCUGAUGCAGAUCAACCCCCUACCCUACGCCCACGUGGUGCGUGCCUACCGCCUGCCACGCUGCGGCUGCACCCCCCAGCACUCCUGGGGUGCCCUGUGCCGCAAACUAUUCUUCGGGGAGCUGAUCUACCCCUGGAGGCAGAGGGGAGGGGACAAGCACGACUGAGACGGCCACACCACGCCCACCUGUCGGGUGACUCCGGAGACCUGGGCCUGGCAGGGCAGAGGCUGGCCAGCCUGAGCCCUCUGCCCUCCAGGCCAUGCCC
Condylura cristata (star-nosed mole) is the source of this 1739-nucleotide messenger RNA. It is a transcript of the gene PIGQ, whose product is annotated as phosphatidylinositol glycan anchor biosynthesis, class Q. The record is from RefSeq and is a predicted model, not a curated record. NCBI's taxonomy places the organism in Eukaryota, Metazoa, Chordata, Mammalia, Eulipotyphla, Talpidae. Bases 80 to 1639 code for a protein of 519 amino acids. Gene Ontology annotation, cellular component: membrane; endoplasmic reticulum. The transcript is spliced from 8 exons. Gene Ontology annotation, biological process: GPI anchor biosynthetic process.